Molecule: messenger RNA, 1485 nt
Organism: Symbiodinium necroappetens
Lineage: Eukaryota; Dinophyceae; Suessiales; Symbiodiniaceae
Source: the annotation of a GenBank genome assembly
AUGGCCGCGGUUUCCGUGGGGAACGACUUGCAAACCUCCAUCGAAGUGAAGCUUCGGAGCGGAGAGUGGCAGGUCGUGUAUCCCCAGAAGUCUUGGAAUGUCGAGGUGCCGGAUGACGGGGCCACCUCCGUGGAGGUUCGCUUGCUGGAAAAUCCAGCAUUGAAGGGCAGCUGCAAGGUGACCGAUGGCUCCUCAGCGAAAGGCCGCGACCGAGCCGAGGCCCGGGAGCUGGCCCGCGAAGGCAAGCGACGCAAAGAAGCCCAGAUGCGGACCGACAAGAUGAUCCAGGAGGCCGCCGCAGAGAAGCGGAACGCAGAAGCAUUGAAGGAAGUAUGGUGGGUUCCAUGUUGCAUUGGUCUUCCGUUUGUCCUCCUGAUCGUUUGCGUUGCAAUCCCGCCUGCAAGUGCUCUUGCGAGCGCACUGUUGGCGAGCGCUACGGUGCCGUUGUGCUGCUGUCUCAGUUUUUUAAGUGUUGCUGCUCACUGGGAAAAUGAACGCGAUGACCUUCAUCUUGGAAAGUACGCUGUUUGGCUCCGUUUUGGCAUCCGUCUUCUGGGGAUUCUGGUGGACUGCAUCGUUUGGCCUGUGCCCUUGUUUUGGGGCGGCUUUUUUUUGGUCCGUGUUUGGCAUGCAGACGUUUCGCUGAACGAUUAUGACAUGGCCGCCCUAGAACGAUCUCGCAAGGAAGCCCAACGCGAACUCAGCAACCGGACCAUCCGCUUCGAGGGGAGCGUCAUCCCCGAACGCGGGCGGCCCUGCGUGGCCAGCUGGCCUGGGAAGUACGCGGGAGCAUGGGAAUCCCUCGUGUCGCAAGGCCGGAAUGGCGAGGUCAGUGCAGCCGUCGUCUUUCUCCCUGAGGGCACGGAUGACUACGGCCAAUGCGACAGCAUCCCACUGGCUGAAGGCUUGCCCGGCACCUGCUGGUGCACGCCCCUCUACGGUGAAAAGAAGCCUUGGGGGUGCAGGUGGUUCACCAAGUGGAGGGAGAACAUCGAGACGGCCGUGGAGUCCGGAGCAGAGCUGGAAGUUUACUACUUCCAGAACCAUGUUGGCAAAGGCAAGGUGGAGAGCUUCGACACGGCAGGCGACGACAACCUCCACAGGGAGAAGGUAAACAAGAAGCAACGCGACUUUGAGGAGUCUUUCGAGUUCGAGCAGGCGCUGGACGCAGGUCUCGGCAACCUCUCCAAGGAGCCACGUGGCGACGGAUCCUCCCAGUACAGCCGCGAAGCCCGGCGCCUGUUCCUCGCCUCCCUCUCGGAGACAGAGUGCGAGUAUCUGGCCACCGCAGAGGGCCUCGGCAACUCCCAGAAAGCCGAGGUCGCCUGGCUGGAAAAGAAGGGCUACACAUACUGGGAGGUGGACGUCUCCACGUGGCUCCCGGGAGAGGGAGUUGAGAGAUACGUCCCGCUAUCUGGCGGACGACAGCCGCAACAUUAUGGCCGGCAAGACGACGUUUCACCAGUUUCAAUCUCGAGACUUUAA